UCCACACCGCUAGGAUGGAGAGAGCCGAGGCUAUCACCCUCUUCUGGAGCCGGGGAGCUGCAGCUAACUCGGGUCGGGAAAAUGCGACAGCGACUGCCCACUCGAGGUCGUCAUGGCGACAGCCAGUGAACGUGUUCCUCUCCUCGGGCAGGCCCCCGAGUGUAGAGGAGCUGCUUCGCGAGGCGCAGCUCAAUCUCCAGAGCCUGUUGCAAGAAGAAUAUGAGGAACAGUACUCGGAGGCCAGACUUCUGGGGCAGACCUUCCGCUCUGCUGAUGAGGCCCCUGAGCCCACUCCCAGCCCAAGGCCCCAGUCUGCCAGGCGUCUGGAGUUUGUACUGAUGCCCACAAAACGGCAGCUGAGCGAGGAUGAGACUACCACGCAGGGUGUGAGGGCCCCUGAGGCCUCCCUGAACCUGCCUACCACAACCGACAAGCAAGCUGCCUGGAAUAGCCCCUUCCCUCUGCCCGUCCUAGAGGAGAAGCGAUGGCUUCAGCCUUGUCCCACGCACUCUGACAUCGUGCCCAUCAAUGUCUCCGGGCAGCAGUUUGAUAAACAUGCAAGUUUGCGACACUCGUUGUUUAACACAGAGACAGCCGUGAACCCCAAGUCCACCCUGAGGCGGAGGCGGACCAUUAUUGGAUUCUCUAACUAUUCCCAGCGAGACCAAGGUCACAGCAACAGUCCCACGGGCAGUGUGGCCCGCUCUACCACCUCAGACAUCAAGCCCAGCCAUUCAGUUCCAGGAGGUGUUCAUGGAAGAGUUGCCAUUGGUCAGGAAGCUCAGUUAUCAAAUCUCACCUCGCCAGUACUGAGAAAUCCUUCUAGUGAUCCGGAAGAACCUCUCCAGGCACGUGGUGGUACAAAAGUCCCUGGCAUGGAGAGCAUGGGGAUGGUGUACAGCGUCCCCAGUUCUUGCAAUGGACCAACAGAAUCAACGUUCUCCCCUUCCUGGAAGGGAGAUGCUUUUACCUAUGUGACUCCAAGUGCCACUGCUCAGAGCAGUCAAGACAAUGAAAAUGGAAAAAGUCCUUCCUCUGGGAAUUCUUGGAUCUCUCUGCACACAUUGCCACCUCUGGUUCCUAAGGAGGCUGCCACCUUCUUUGUCACUCGUGAUACCCCAGCAGGAUGCAGUGGGUCCGCUGGCUACUCUGAGCAUUCUACUCAACGAAGGCACGUAUCAGAACGACCCUCCAAGAUUGGCCUCCUGACUGGUGAUACCUCAAGGCUGGAGACAGGCCCAGGUGGGGCCGGCAGGUUCCGGGAGCGGUCACUGUCUGUACCCACAGACACAGGCACCACGGAUGUGGACUACGACGAGGAGCAGAAGGCCAGUGAAGCCUGUGCCCUGCCUUAUGCCAGUACAAGUUCUGAGGGCAGUAACAGUGCCGACAACAUUGCCUCCCUUAGCGCCCAACAGGAGGCCCAGCAAAGAAGGCAGAGGUCCAAGAGCAUCUCACUCAAGAAGGCCAAGAAGAAGCCUUCCCCUCCGACUCGCAGUGUCUCGCUGGUCAAAGAUGAACCAGUCCUCUUGCCAGAAGGUGGGUCAGCGCUACCCAAGGACCAGAGGCCCAGGAGCCUUUGCCUCUCCUUGGAACACCAAGGACAUCACUCAUCCCACCCAGAUACUCAGGGUCACCCAGCUGUGCCAACCUUCAAAGACCCAGAAGGUACACAAUUCGCCCACCACUGGUAUCUUACUGACUGGAAGUCUGGUGACACCUACCAGUCCUUGUCCAGCUCCAGCACUGCCACUGGCACCACAGUCAUCGAGUGCACCCAAGUUCAGGGCAGCUCAGAGUCUCUCACCUCCCCUUCCACCUCCAGAGCCACAACGCCUUCCCAGCUUUCCAUCGAGGUGGAGGCCAGGGAGGUAUCCUCCCCAGGAAGGCCCACUGGGCUGAUGUCACCCUCCAGUGGAUACUCCAGCCAGUCAGAGACACCAACACCCACUGUCUCCAUGUCCUUGACCCUGGGCCACUUGCCCCCUCCAAGCAGCAGUGUCCGGGUGCGUCCAGUGGUACCUGAGAGGAAGUCAUCACUACCCCCAACAUCACCAGUGGAGAAAAUGUCCAAGUCACGGCUAUCGUUUGACCUACCGUUGACCUCUUCAACCAACCUGGAUCUGUCUGGGAUGAGUAUCUCCAUCCGAAACAAAACCAAGGUGAGCCGGCAUCACUCGGAUACAAAUUUUGGGGCCAAGCUGGCCCAGAAAACUAGCCCCAACCAGCCAAUCAUGCCCAUGGUUACUCAGUCUGACUUACGUUCUGUUCGCCUGAGGUCAGUCAGCAAGUCUGAACCGGAAGAUGACAUUGAGAGCCCUGACUAUGCUGAGGAGUCAGGAGCCGAAGUCUUCACCUUGCCAGAGAGAAAGGCAAAACCUCCCAUAGCCGAGAAGCCCCCACUGGCCCGAAGGCCUCCAAGCUUGGUCCACAAGCCACCGUCUGUCCCCGAGGAGUACCCACUAACUUCGCCUACCUUGGCUAUGACCCCCAAGACCUCAAUUCAACAUAUGAGGCUACUCCCUCAAGAUAUAUACACGGUGGUGCGGAAACCAAAGUCCUCCAGCUUCCCUGAGGGCAGAACCCUGGGGGAGUCAACAGCACCCUCAUCUCUUGUUUUCACGCCUUUUUCCAGUUCCUCUGGUGCUUUCUUCUCAGGAACACAGCAACCUCCCCAGGGAAGUACGGAGGAUGAGGGCCCCAAGGGGAGAGCCCUACCUGAAAGAAUUAGCCUCCAGAGCCAAGAAGAAGCUGAGAAAAAGAAAGGCAAGAUUCCACCUCCUGUACCAAAAAAGCCCAGCGUGCUGUACCUGCCUCUCACCUCACCUACAACUCAAAUGGAGGCCUACACGGCUGAACCAAGGCUGCCUCUCAGCCCCAUCAUCACCCUGGAGGAAGAUGCCAAGUGUCUCCCAACCAGCGACCACCUGCCAUCGACUGGUACAAGGACAACCUCCACGCCACAGGCUGACAGUGAAAGGGAGGCAAGCCCUCUGGGGAGCUCGAUGGAACCAAGCACCGAAGAAAAAAGUGUAAUCAGUGAUAAAACAGCCGAAUGGAUUGCGGAAGAUGAUGAUGAUGUGUUUGUGGCUUCACGAACAACUGAAGAUUUAUUUACUGUGAUCCACAGGUCCAAAAGAAAGCUGCUUGGCUGGAAGGAGCCUGGUGAGGCCUUUGCUGGUGGCAUCAGACCAACCUCCCACUCACCAAUAAGGAACACGGCUGAGUCUCCCAUCAGAUUUCCAGCCUUAAGAAGGAAACCAGGCUUGUACCUUGGACUCUAAAGCAGCAAAAGUACCACACUUGCCAAAAACAAAAUGAGGAAGGAGGAUUGGCUAGUCCUACUCUGCAUAGUCAGGAGAAGGACUUUUGUUAUGUUAGCGCUCACCAUUCAAUGCUUACUGAAUGCCAAUGGUGCACUCAAGAAAAAUAAGGGAGACAGGAAUUUGCAGACCGAGAUCCUAAACUGGAAGGAAGAGAUAAGGCGAUUCCCCCAAGUGAUAAGAAUGUGUCCCUGGAUAAAAAUAUCAAGAAGCAGCAUAAACUGAGAGAGAUUGUCAUCCGGUCUUUUUAGAAUUCCAACACAAAAUGGAAGGGAGCCCUCUGUGGGGUGAUAUUACAAAGGGUUUUUCUUGUCUUUCUUUCUUUUUCUUUUUUUUCUUUAAAAGAAAAAGCAUUCCUUACUGGCUUGCUACCAGCAAUUGAACUGUAUUCUUUAUAUAGCUAGAGCUGUUUGUGUCUUCU
Messenger RNA from Balaenoptera musculus (blue whale), 3744 nucleotides. It is a transcript of the gene NHSL2, whose product is annotated as NHS like 2. The coding region runs from base 15 to 3284 and encodes 1089 amino acids. The transcript has 9 exons. The record is from RefSeq and is a predicted model, not a curated record. Gene Ontology annotation, biological process: cell differentiation. NCBI's taxonomy places the organism in Eukaryota, Metazoa, Chordata, Mammalia, Artiodactyla, Balaenopteridae.